Molecule: messenger RNA, 1236 nt
Organism: Triticum dicoccoides
Lineage: Eukaryota; Viridiplantae; Streptophyta; Magnoliopsida; Poales; Poaceae
Exons: 1
Coding region: 1-1236 (411 amino acids)
Source: RefSeq, a predicted model, not a curated record
AUGUCGCAAGAACUGGAGCCUGCGUCGCCGGCGGCGACGCCCGGUGAGGUUCUUCAUCUGCCGGCAAAAAGGGUGAAGAAAGAUCCGCUUUGUCCGGAAACCUCGCCGGUGGUUCCGGCCAUGGCUACCGAAGAAGACUGGUCCAAUUGGUCCACCCUCCCGCCCGACCUCGUCCGCCUCGUCGCCGACUCCCUCCUGGCCACCAACGACCUCGACUGCUACAUGUGCUUCCGUGCCGUCUGCCCCGGCUGGCGCGCCGCCACCCAUGACCCCAGGAGCGACGCCUGCGGCCCCCGUUUCCGCCUGCGCCGGUGGAUCGUCUUCGACAAGGUCUUCCAGAGCCCAGGAAAGCUGCUGCUGUUGAACACAGACACUGGCCGCUUUCUCCACAGAAAACUACCGCUGUGCAGCGGCGAUCACUACGUCGUGGCCACCACUCUCGGCGGGUACUUCCUUCUGGCGGGAAAAAGCGCUCCUCACGCUCGCGUCCUCAACCCUCUUACCGGUGUCGUGAUCCCUUUCCCGGCGCCCGUGCCCCCUGUUGUGGGAAGCGCUGACUUCUGGAUCGAUUCUUCGCUCACCGAGUUCUGCGACUCGUCUGCGGCUGAUCCUCACAGUGAAAGGCUUAUACUGCAAUUAGCUAACGAUUUCUUCCGGAAGGCGGCCGUAGGUGGUGUCAUGGGUCACUUGCGAUCAUCCGUAGUUCCUGAGAUGCUUACAUGCUUACGCAAGUUUAUGCCCGCUGAUCCUGGAUAUCCUAUUGCCAAGGUUUUCUCCGGCGAUCUUCCUGGAGAUGCGUACGGAAGCCGGUGUUUCCUAGUGGAUUUGGAUGGGCAUAUAUGUAUCGUGUUGAAGCUCUUGAAUCCACAGGAAGCCCCUUCUCUCUUUGCUCUCCAAUUUGACACCGAGACAGGUAAGCUCUUGCAUUUGAAGACUACAGGCAAAUUUGCCAUCUUGAUCGGCGACCACAGGUGCUUCACUGUCAAUGCUGAUAAGUUGCCAGGCAUUGAGGCAGACUGUGUCUAUUUCACUGAACUUCUGGGUUCGUCUGCUUGGAUCUGCAAGUGCAACAUCAAGGACACCAAAGUAGAGAGGAUCUCUGAAGCUGCAGAUUUCGUGAAGCAGGACAAGAAGUUUGUCCUGGUCGCUGACCGUCCUCACACCAUCAUCCACCUUCUCGCCAGCUACACCAUCAACAUCCCUGAUUCUCAUCUGGCAUUCCAACAGAUUUCCUAA